Telopea speciosissima is the source of this 2148-nucleotide messenger RNA. RefSeq lists its product as uncharacterized. The coding region runs from base 37 to 1815 and encodes 592 amino acids. NCBI's taxonomy places the organism in Eukaryota, Viridiplantae, Streptophyta, Magnoliopsida, Proteales, Proteaceae. The record is from RefSeq and is a predicted model, not a curated record. The transcript is spliced from 10 exons. Gene Ontology annotation, cellular component: endoplasmic reticulum; Golgi apparatus.
GAGGUUGAGAAUUGAGAGCCAGAUAAUCUCAUAAUCAUGGACGAGAAGCAUCUCUCUCUCGAAUCAGCUUUUCACGAUGACAACGAAAACAAUGCCAGCAACAGCAACCAUGGCUGGCAGAAGGUCACUUAUGCGAAACGCCAAAGAAAUAGCUCUGCGAAGAAUACAGAUGCAGGUGCCGAUCUCGGCAAAUUCCGUAUCAAUGGAUCCGCCGGUGGCGACAAGUCGAACGUUUUUCAGUCUCUCGAGCAAAAAGCUGAAGAACGCCGCAGAGCCCUAGAAGCUCAGAAGGCGACCGCAGCUGCUGCUGCGGCCGCGGCUGUUCCCAGAUCGAAACACCAUUACGAUGAUGAUGGAGACGACAGCGAUGUUGAAGUUUCCGGUGGUGUUGAGAAUGGGACUGCUGAGGUUAAGAAGCCAAAGCAGAAGAAGCCCAAGAAACCUAAGGUUACUGUGGCCGAUGCUGCUUCCAAUAUAGAUGCUUCUCAUCUCAACGCCUACCUCAUUGAUGUUACGGCAUCGUACGAAUCACAGCAGGAUAUCCAGCUAAUGCGUUUUGCUGAUUACUUCGCUCGCGCCUUCUCUGCGGUUAGCGCAGCCCAGUUCCCGUGGACGAAGAUUUUCAAGGAGUCCCCGGUUGCAAAGAUCGUUGAUAUACCUCUUUCUCACAUUUCUGAGGCUGUUUAUAAGACAUCAGCUGACUGGAUCAGCCAGCGGUCUUCUGAUGCUCUUGUUGGCUUUGUUUUAUGGUCACUAGAUAGCAUUCUAGCUGACCUUGCAAUACAUCAAGGUCCUGCUAAGGGCUCCAAGAAGGUGGCUCAUCAGGCUCCUUCUAAGACUCAGGUUGCAAUUUUCAUAGUUUUAGCAAUAGUAUUGCGCCGAAAACCUGACAUGUUAAUCAGUAUAUUGCCAAGCUUGAUGGAAAAUUCUAAAUAUCAAGGACAAGAUAAACUUCCAGUUAUCGUCUGGGUAAUUGCUCAGGCCUCUCAAGGAGACCUGGUUGUAGGGAUGUAUUCGUGGGUGCAUAUCCUAUUGCCUAUGGUUAGUGGCAAAGCAAGUAGUAAUCCACAGUCCAGGGACUUGAUUUUGCAGUUAGUGGAGAGAAUUUUGUCUUUGCCAAAAGCUCGGACUAUUUUACUGAAUGGUGUUGCUAGGAAGGGGGAGCGUUUGGUGCCACCUUCAGCUCUUGAACAGUUGAUGCGAGUUACUUUCCCUGCUUCAUCAGCUCGAGUCAAGGCCACUGAAAGGUUUGACGCAAUAUAUCCUUCUCUGAAAGAACUUGCUAUUUCUGGUGUCUCUGGAAGUAAAGCAAUGAAGCAAGUUUCGCAGCAGCUAUUGAGCUUUGCAAUUCAAGCCGUGGUUGAAAGCAUCCCAGAAUUAUCUAAAGAAGCAACUGGCAUUUUCAUCUGGUGUUUGACCGAAAAUCCUGAUUGUUACAAGCAAUGGGACAAACUUUACCUGGAUAAUAUUGAAGCUAGCGUUCUUGUGUUGAGAAGGCUGACUGACGAAUGGAAGCAACAUUCUGUUAAACACUCCUCUCUUGACCCUUUGAAGGGGACUCUCAAGAGCUUCAGACACAAGAAUGAGAAAGAAUUGGCUAGUGGAAUUGAUGCUCAUUCUCAGGCAUCCAUCAAGGAGGCAGACAAGUACUGUAAGGCGUUAUUGGGAAGACUAUCACAUGGAAAUGCAUGCUUGAAGAGCACGAUGUUUGCAGCCAUUGUAUUGGCUGUUGGUGCCAUCAUCAUGUCACCAGAAAUGGAGUCCUGGGACUGGAAGAAAUUAUCUGUGAUGUUCAACUCCCAACAAUCCUUCUGAGCUUACUUUAGGGUAGAGACUGGUCACUGAUGGUGCCCCAACAGCAAAUAUGACUUUACUAUGCCCGGCGCUUAGAAAAUGUAAGCAAGCUUGCCCAUAAGGAAGGGGCAGAAGAUGAGGUAUUUAUUGUAACCCUUGCAAAGUCUCAUUGGGUUAGUGAAACUAGAGUUAGGGGAAAGAGAGUCAAAUGCAGUAUGGAAGGUACUAGUUGGCUCACAAAGAGGAAAAGAGAUUCAGUGAUUCUGUUUAGUUGGUUCAAGUUGUCAGGAUUAAUUUGGUUUUUCUGUUUCAUUUCAUAUAUGUUAGAUUAAUAUAAUGGUUUGUUUUAAGUUA